Molecule: messenger RNA, 495 nt
Organism: Melampsora larici-populina 98AG31
Lineage: Eukaryota; Fungi; Basidiomycota; Pucciniomycetes; Pucciniales; Melampsoraceae
Exons: 5
Coding region: 1-495 (164 amino acids)
Source: RefSeq, a predicted model, not a curated record
AUGUCUGCUCCUCCUGAUUCUGCUUUGAAAGCACAAUCUUGCUUCUAUUGUUGGCUAGAAUUCUUCAAGGUUUCAGUGCUGUUUAGCAUCAAUUCUUGUAUUUCUUCAUCAACAGCUAUGGUCUGGACUGUAGGAUUAACAUUGGUAGUGGAAGCAGUUGGAUCCAAUAAACUUGGAUCUACCUUGUGGCGCAAGACUCCCCAUAAUAUUUGGUCAACACUCUUGAUUCUGGCUUCAAUCUUAUUAAGAUUACCACAAGAAUCAAGAGAAGGAUGUGAUCCUUCACUUGUAGAUGCAAGUAAAGCAAUUGGUGAAUCACAUAAAUUGUUUCCCAAUUUAUUUGGUCAUAAAGGUCCAUAUGGUCAACUACAUGUUGUCAAUAAUGUAGUCUAUAGUUUAGGUAUGACAAUGGAACCUUCAAUUUCAGGUGAAGUAGCCAAUCAAAUCAAUUAUGAAAAUUCAAUUGCAGUUGUGUCUUUACUUUGUUCAGUUUAA